Venturia canescens is the source of this 4942-nucleotide messenger RNA. RefSeq names its product P2R1A-PPP2R2A-interacting phosphatase regulator 1. NCBI's taxonomy places the organism in Eukaryota, Metazoa, Arthropoda, Insecta, Hymenoptera, Ichneumonidae. The transcript has 5 exons. Gene Ontology annotation, molecular function: protein serine/threonine phosphatase inhibitor activity. The coding region runs from base 1045 to 2016 and encodes 323 amino acids. The record is from RefSeq and is a predicted model, not a curated record.
GUUGAUAACCUGCUGCACCAGCUACGAAAAUCGUUAACACGAAAAAGAGUCAAUAUUAGAGUUUUGCCCCAUUAAAAUACGUUCCAAGUUUCUUAUCAUUAUUGUUUUUUCUCCAAUCAUUAGAUCAACAAAAAAAAAGUACACUUAUCGUACACAUUGCAUGUACAAUAAACUCGACGAAGGAACGCAUCUAUGACUCGCAGUUUAAUUUUUUCGCUAUUUUACCCGGUUUUUCCUAACUCUCUUUCUCAGUGGGUUGUGAUCGAGGGAUCGGGGGCGGUAGAGAGGGGGAGAUUGGGUUCUCGAUUGAAGAGUGCCGAAUCGAAGGAAAAAGCCUCAUAGUUGAGAAAGCUUUUGUGACAAACUUUACAAAUUCCUUUGUUGCCUCUCUCAAAAUUUUUCGAGUUUCGCAAAAAGUUUAUUUUCGGUAAUAUAACAACGAAAUAUAAAGUUUUGAAAAAUAAAGUGUUAGUGGAGAGGAAAUUCUUCGAUUAUUGUGUACAUUAUUGGACGUCUCUCGUGUUGGUGUGUACAGUGGUGAAUGUGUGAGACAAAAAAAUUUACGAUAAAAAAUACGAGAAAAAAAAUCCUCUCCCCACCCAUUUUUUUAUUUUUGCUUGCUUGGCGUACGAGAGAGUGUAGAAAAAAAAAAUUCGGCAUUCAUUGAAAUGUCGAGAGUCUGGUUUCGGGAGUUGAAAUGUUGCUUUCAUCGACGAGACUACUCGUAUGUGGUAACACAUGUUACUACGAGACUCUCUAAGUUGUCAUUAGCGAGCUCGAGUUAUCGUAAACGCAACGGAGAAGUGAAUUUUUUUUAACGCGGUCUUGCUUGCAAAAAUUAAUCACGUCCAGGAAGACGUUUUAUGAACAAUAAAAAAACUUUACGCAUAUAUAUAUAUGAUUAAUAUACAUAUAUAUAGAUUCAAUAAUAUCGGAGUUGACAGCGUUUAGUUUUAUGCAACAAACCCGAGUCUCACACGUCGUGUAUCGUAUAUUUUUCACCAAUGUGCCAGUCUCUCCCUUUAAACGAACAUAAAAACAUACAUGAAUGUCCAGAGGAGUGCGACAGCCAUGGAUGUUGACUGUCCGAUUGUAAGCUUAAAACGUUCAAGCAGCGCUCCUAUGAUUAACGAAAUAAGCGCCACUAUGUCUGUCACAUCACCGUCAACUUCAGCUCCAAGGGAAGCAGUGUCAACGUUCAAUGUGUUCUCCAACACUCCUCGUACCCGUCGCUUCAGCACAAGCAGUCCUGGCAGUAUACCAAGAUUAACACCUCGUGUUAGUCAAUUAAGGCAAGAAGAAUGUGUGGAUGUAGCCGGCCGAGAAGCUGCACACGAAAAGGAGAUACACAGUGCAAUGCAAAUUUCUCAAUCAUGGGAAGAUCUGACCCUAGAAGCUGAGGGAUUAUCAUUCAAAGAUUCUGAAUCGCCAACUCAACAAUUGACCAAGUCAGAGCGUCAAACGGCUAAAAGGAUAUUUGAUCCACUGAGCUUGAAUUUGCCAGUGGGAGGAGGACCGCCUCUGUGCUCGUCUCCGUCGCCAACGAGAUCAGGAUUAGGCCAAAGGCAAUGUUACUCACCCGGAAUUCAUAUGGUUAACUGGAAAAGCAGUUUAUCGCCAAGUCCAACGAGGAAAGCAUUUGCCACAAGACGCAGCCUGAGUCCCAUUGCGAUUCGUCCAAGUUGUUUAGGCCCGGUAAAACGGAAAUUCGAGUUGGAUGACAACAGCUGCGAUCUUCAACCUCCAGCAAAGCGAACAUCCAAUUUAGUCAUUUCAAAUUCUCCGCGAUUGGACUCGAUAUCGAGUCCUUUGCCGGGGACUAUCAGUUCGGCAGGAACACCAGAGUCUCUGUCGAGCGUUGAUUCACCGAGUUUUUCGUUCAGGCCGGUGGACAGUCCAUCACCGGGCCGUGUAUUAACAAACGGCGACGAGCCCAUGUUAGAAACGUGUGAAGGGACCAAAACAUCGACGGAACGUGGCCAAACCGAGCAAGUUGGGCAAGGCGAUAACAGGUGAACGAGCGAAAACACACACACAAUUACACAUACGCCACGUGCAGCCAAAGGUCGUCGUUUCGCUGCGCAAACGAAAAGUAAAGAAGGGAAAUGAGAAGCGUGAAAACUGUUACCAACAAUCACUUACGACGUCGCUUAAAUGUCGUUUCGUCUCGAUAAUUUUACAUGCUGAUACAAAAAAAUCAUUAUUUAAACAAAAACAAUUAUUUUUGUCUGAAAAACGAAACUCUACAAUAAUCGCUAACACCUCUUAAGGAUCUUUGUACACGCAAUUAGCGAUUAAUUCCAUUCGGACUUUCGUUACUUGGAAAUUGGGUUUAAAAUCACAAACAAGUCAACUUUUUUGAGAUCUUUCCGACAAGAAUUUUUAACAGUAAUUAUUUUGUAUAAAUAAUGAAGUACAUAAUUUUGCGUUAUUAAAAUUCAAUUUCUCAAUAUUUUAAAAUAUUUAUAGAGCUUUCCGAAUUUGUCCUAAUCGAAAUAUUUUUCUCGGAACUCGAACUGCAUGAAAAAUUUCAUUAGUGUUGAUCAUUUUUUCAUAGAGAUUCUCUCAAAAUUUUUACGUUAUUGAUCACGCAAUCGCAUAAUAAAUACAAUCUCGUGAAAGAUACAAAAGUAUAAACUUCAUAAGACGUUAGACCAUUUAGUAAAAUCAAAACAAUUAUUUUCAGAAGUAAACGAAGCUCUCAUUAUUUAUCGAACCACAUCGUGUUUCAAAAACUAGAGAAUAAUUCUACGUCGUUACUAUUAUUGAAGAUCAAUUUUCGUGACAUUCUGAAGAUUUAUAAUCUUGUAAGAGUUUAGGUAUUGGAAGCUCGCAUUGAGAUUUUAAUCCGAAAGAAUUUUAGUCUGUCAAUUGUUGUACCAAAGAUCCUCAAGGGCACUGAAUACAAAGCGGUAUAUAUUAUUUAGUCUCACAUAUUGGAGAGACGAUUGAUGGAGAAAAAACUGUCGACACGUAUUCUUUUCGUUGUUUUUUUUCUCAAUCGACGUCUCGUUCCCGUUUCGUUCUCGAAUGCUCGCGCGUCUCAAUAAUGUAAUAAUUUUUUAGAAAAAAAUUCACGUGGUACGUGCGUUAAAUAAUUUUACUAGGUAUUCAGUAUAUGUGUAUAUUUACUCUACGUUAGAUCGGCCUCAAAUAUAUUUUUUCUUUUUUUUCGAAUGCUUAUUUGAGGCUCGUACUUACAGCUAGUCUUUUUCGUUCGAUCGAAUUACGGAUUUGGGAUGAAUGACAUUUUGGCGAGAGUCGUGUCCAUGUGUCUCGAAUUGCCAAUGAUUGUAUACGCUGAUAAAUUAUUAGUUGCUUGAUUUACGAAAGGUAAAACACAAUGUUGUCAGCAGACAUAAACAAAUAAACUGUCACAAUCCUCGUUCCGUAACAUCCGGAGUUCGCCCCUAAAUGUGUACAUAUGAUUGUGUGGGUUCGUUCCUUCGUAUGAAAGAAAAGCUGAGAAUUAUUGUGGAAAUUUCUCAACAGUAGUUCCGAUUGAAGAUCAUUUUGUAUGUCAUCGAAAUCCAAAUGAUUUACGAUCGAGAACAACGUUGAAAACUGAAAACAAUAAUGUCUACGGUAGGUUGGAUCGAAUCGCGAAAUAAGUAGCACCGUUUGGGUUCAAUUAUAAUGCAUCGAGAGCUAGAAAGAAGAUUGGAUACGGCAUCAUUCAUAAGUACACAUUCAGGUUGAUAUUCCAAAUUCUCCAAUCGAAUCGCCGUAUAAAUAAGAAUAUCGUCCCACCGAAUGAGGUCUGUGUUUCACAAAGCGUGUGCCUCAAUAAGACAGUCUGGCAAAUAAUUAUUAUCACCAUUUCCGCGAAAUGAGAAUACAGGGAAUGAGGAAAAUGAAUAAUAAAAAGCGCGACUUCAAGCACCGGUGUUGUAACGUUCGAUUGGAGAGCGUUUCACACCAAAGUACAAUUAGAAUUAUUCUAGAACUUACACAUCUUAUUGAAUUCUUCACUAUUAUGCUAUUGAUGACAUUUUGUUUUAUUGUUUCAAAUACUGCGAUAUUAUUGCCCCUAGAAAGGUAUAUAUGUAUAUACACGUUUGUUUUUAUUUUCAUUUACCAUCAAACUUGAUUCUUCAAUUGAUUUUUCGCUAAUACCAUGAGUAUCGAUGUGUCGAGAAUUAUUCGAGGGAUGCAACGAAAAACGCUUCUCAAAUCUAUCGUUCCUUUCGACCCUCAAUCCUUCUCUUCGAACCGCGCAACUUUGCGAUCCAGCAGUAGCAUAAAUACGAAUCUUCGAUGUCCUCUCGACCGCCACCGCUCUCUUCAACUUUACUUGACUUUGAGAAAUUCAGAUAAUUUUCAUCCGCUUUUUCUAUCGUACGAAUAUUGCAUGCAAGAAUCCAUUUUUGUUUUAAAUUUUUCCAUUGGUAAUGCUGAAUUAAUGAAAAAAAAUUAAAUUAAUUCAAGUCAUUUAUGAAGAAUGAAAAACAGCGUUUCGGAUAAGAAACCCGGAUCAGGCACAGACAUCUUAGAUUAAUACAUUAUGCUUCCUACUCCCAAGACUGAAAUUGAUGUUUCGUACAGAAACACCCCCACAAUCCCUAGAAUAAAUGUAUCUCUUCCACAAAAAUAAAUCAUAUGAAAAAUGAAGCAAAAAAGUGGACAAGAGCGACGAAUUUCACGCUGCACUUUGUGCAGGAGUUUGUCCAACACUACAGGAUCUGUGUUCUGUGGAACUCGAGCUUUCCACUUUAUUCAUAAUCAACCAUUAUUCGAUAGUCUUAGUACAAAGAGAUACCAGACCCUCUUCCUCCCUAAGGGUUUAUUCAUUAACGAGUGCAUUGCAGUUUAAACAAUUGAUGAAACAAACUCUAAAACUGUAUGUUUAUCAAGAGUUAAACGGAGAUUCAAUCCUGAUAAAAUCCUGAUCUUGAAAAAUAAAUCCAAUGUAAUAUAAUGAAAAAUAAAUUUAUAAAUUAAA